UAUUUCUCAAUCCUGCGUAUCGGAGGGCACUCUUUAUUACACUGGGACUGCAGGAUACGCGAAGUGGGAGACUCAUGGCAGAGGCCACUCUACUGCUGGCGGUAAUGAAACGUCUUUCUAAAGGACAUUUUCAACCUCUCGACUGGAAAAGCAGAGUCGGGCUCGCCUUCGCCGCCUCCUAAAGGGGGGCGCUUGGAGAGGGAUAUACCACUGUGAUCCUGGUGCAGUCGCAACCGAGGAUUAUUGCGUCUCCAAGACAUUUUCCCGAUUUUUAUGCAGACUGGAUAACUCCACGAAAAGGAUUUGUCACAAUGGCAACACAGUGGAUUUUCCUCUGGCUUAUAAGCAGCAUUGGCUGUCUUGCUGCAGAUGAGGUUAUUACUAUAAAAGAUGCAGAUAAGCUCUUGGAUGUGAUAAAUUUCACCACGAACAUCCCAAGUUCACAGAAACUUCCUCACUUUACUACAUGUCGGUCACCAGAACAAGAAACAUUUUCAUGUUGGUGGAGUGUGGGGGACUACACAAAUCUAACAGGGCCUGGAAUGCUGAGGGUCUUCUACAAAAGAAGUUUUAAAAAUACAGGAGGAGAAUGGAAUGAAUGUCCAGAUUACCGAGUUGGGAUUGAAAAUGAGUGUUAUUUCAACACGACGUAUACAUCAAUCUGGGUCCCAUACAAUCUUGAGCUAAGGUCGGAAAACAAAGAUGUCCUUUAUGAUGAAAGGUCCUUUAAUGUGGAAGACAUAGUUAUCCCUGAUCCACCUGUCAACCUGAACUGGACGUUGCUGAACACUAGCCAAACCGGUCUACACUAUGAUAUCCUACUGCGAUGGGAAGCUCCUCCCACAGCUGAUGUAGCGAAAGGCUGGAUAACCCUGAUUUAUGAGGUCCAGUACAGAGCAGUCAACGACACAGAAUGGAAAGUGAUGGAACAUGAAAAAGAAAGUUACUUAUCAAUUUAUGGACUUAAGACCAACACUAUUUAUGAGAUAAGAAUACGGUGCCUGCAGCUCAAUUUUGACAAGUUUAGUCGAUUCAGUGACAUCGUUUAUGUUUACAAUUUUGUGCCAGUAACCAAAGAAUCCACGUUUCCAGUUGCAUUUGUCCUUAUUUUCAUUGUGGUGGGAGUUGCAAUAGUGCUCAUGUUAAUAAUUUUCACACGCCAACACAGGUUAAUGAUGUUACUUCUUCCACCUGUCCCAAUUCCAAAAAUAAAGGGAAUCGAUCCAGAACUUUUAAAGAAAGGUAAACUAGAUGAACUGAACUCAAUACUGAGCAACCAGCAAACAUACAAAACUGAGUUUACUAAUGAUGACUUGUGGGUGGAGUUUAUUGAGCUGGACAUUGAUGACCCAGAUGAAAAGUUAGGACAUUCUGACACUCACAGGCUGCUGAGCUUAGAGCACCUAAAAUCUGGUAAAAGUCUGAGCAUGAAAGAUGACGACUCGGGACGUGCCAGCUGUUAUGAGCCAGAAAUACCUGAAAUGGAUAGCCUUCCUUUCAAUGUAAACCUUAUGGAGGGAAAUCCUGAAAAGGCAUGUGUCCUAAACUCAGAAGGCACUGUUCCUAAUCCAGAUCUUUCAUCACCCAAUGCAACUCAAGCAAAGGCUGAGCCGGAGAAAGCUAAAAUUGAGUCCUCAGGAAGUGAAGAGAAUAUGCCAGUCAGACCUUACCCCUUAAUCCAAACUCAGAUGAGCAAUCAGAGUUGGGCAAACAUGGACUUCUAUGCGCAAGUGAGUGACAUCACUCCAGCUGGCGGGGUUCUACUCUCCCCUGGCCAGCAAUGCAAGUCAGAGAAGACACCUGAAAAGGAGAAACCCGCUGAAGCCAAAAAGUACCAGUUUGCCAUGACUUCUGACAGUGCCUACACCUCUGAGAUAGAUGCAAAAAAAUUAAGUGCCAUACCUGCCACUAAUGAGAAUGAUCAGAACCCGGAGAAGGAUCUGAGCAAGGAAAAUUGCAUUUCGACAGAAAACCAGUCUGAGGAGAGCCCUUACACAGCAAAUGAAACGACAGUCAUCACCAUGCCUCCUGUCUCAGACUACACAUCUGUUCAUAUGGUCGACUCCCAGCACAGCUUGCUUUUAAAUCCUACUGCAGUGCAAACUAAGGACAUGUCUAUGCAAGUAGGUUACCUUACCCCAGACCAGAUGAGCAGCAUCAUGCCAUAAAUAUUUCAUAGGGGGAUAUAUUUGAUCAGAUUAGCUAUUAUAACAUGCUGUAAACCAAAUACAAGAUGUUUCGACUGAAUGGUACUAGUUUCAGUCUUACUGAGAGAGGGGAAACAGAUGCUAGUUUAGCUACUGCUGUUAAUCUUAUUUAAAAACUGAUAAGUGAACAGUUCAAGUGACUGAAGUGAAAUGUCCAACAAAAUAUGACGUCAUGCUUCAGUUUUGUUUUUUUUUUUUGUUUUUUUGAACCUGCUAGAAGGGCUACAGAGGUAUUAUAUACAUUGCCCUAAAGAAAAUGACAAGAGGUGGCCUGAUGCACACAAGUGUUACUUAAAAACUGGAGUGGAUUCAUUUCAGUGACCUUCUUUAUUUUCAUUGAAAGACAGUUUAAGCUGCAGAAAGUGUUUUGAACUGUCCUAAGUGAGCGCUUGUAAAUGUUGUCACGGCACUGCUUGUCUGUGGCUGUAAGUUGGUCUGCUGGUUUUACUCAGUGAAAUCUGUUCAAGAAAGAAUGACGUUUUAGCUUGGUUUGCUUUUGAAUGUUUUCAUUUUUUGUUAUGAGUACUUCAUACCCUACAUUAUGGGUUGAUGUAAUCCCCAUAUAUUGGCUACCUUGCCUCCUAUUGUUAAUGGUGAUUUUUUUUUUAAAACAAAAAAAAAAAGAAAAAGCUCUUAGAAAAUAAAAGGCUAAGAUUUAUUGAAAAUAAUAUCACAGCUGAACUUUAGAUUUGUGUUAUUAUAAUUAUGUAAUGUGUAUAAAAAUCCAUUAUUUUGAUAUUCAUAUUCUGUUUAACAAAUGUGCCCGUAACCUUGUGUAAGAAUAUAGCGGGUUGGAUAAUGGAUGGAUGGAUUAACAAAUGUGAUAUUUCUUUACAGGUCUUUCUGAUAAGCUAAGAUAUCUCUAAAUCCUAAGAUUAUUAUUUUAUGGUACGAGAAAUAAAUAUAUUUUCAUAGUAUUUGCAGCUGUUAGUUGCAACUCUAGUAAAACAACACUUUAGGUACACUGGUCAUUUUUAGUCAUUCAUACAUGGUUGCAUUUUUGGGAAUGAGUUCUACCUGUGAUGGUGGGUGUUUUCUUUUUUUUUUUUGAAGAUCUGAAAGCUCUUGAAGAGAUCUAAAAUGCUGGUCCUUUAUUGGUUUGUUUGUGUAAAUACAUAAUGCUUCAAAACUCCGCUGUUCUGGUUACAACAUUUCACAUACAAGCAGGUAUAACAUAACACAUGGAAGCAGAGGAGCUGCCUGCUUGAUGGACCACAGAUAACAUGAAUGUUUCUGUCUAUCUCGCCAUCUUUCAGACCGAGUAUGCUUUCACCAAAGUAUGUUUCUAUUGUAUUUUCUUGGAUAUUGCCUAUAAGCUACACUGUCUUUGGGACUACAUGAAUGAGUUUCGGUUAGAAUUGCUAUCUGCAGUUAAAUGGCUGUGAUUUUUUUGUUGUUAUUAUCAAAGAGCAUUAAGAAUGUCUAUACAGUAAAUCGAUUUGUAGAUUUCUUUAUGUAUUAUGACGACCAGUCUGUUUAAGACCAGUGAGCCUCAUCCUAGAAGCUGAUAUUUGCCCAAGAAUCUCUAAAAAUAUUGCAGUCCUCAAUAAGAGAUGUACUUCUGCAUGUCAAAGCAAUGCUUGGAAAAAUGCAUUGUCGCAAGGAGGAUGAAACCCUUUGCCUACAAUAAUUUGCCAAAAUCACUCUUCUCCAAAUGGGAAGCCUAUGCGAUGAUAUGUUGAAUGUUCUAAAAUGUCAGGCAAAACUGUUGGGGAAACAAAGAAGCUUUGCCUCUACUGUAGAUUAUGGCCUGUUUCUAGAAACUAUACCAUAUGUUACCAUGAAAAAUGGCGUGUGCCAAAGCUUUUAGAACUAAAUCAGGUUGUUUGUGAAAAAGUAUAUUUAAAAAUACAUAUUUUUCAGUACUUGACAGAUACAGUAUAUCAAAGCAGCUUUUAGCUUGUUGACAUAUAUAGACUCGACGGCAUAUCUGCCUGUCCCGCCCCAGUAAACAAAAUAUUUUUAGGUUAAUUUGGUAUCUUGUACCAAAGAAUUACAUAUUAAAGAUGAUUCUCUUUUGUUUGGUUACAAUAUAUAAAAAUAAGUUAUUUCUAGGUUCUUUGAGCAUAUGUAACAUACUCCCAAAUGAUAAGAUGUUGUGUAUUUAAUUGGCAUGAGUGUAAAUAAACCUUACAUACUUACAUAAUCCAUCGAAACAUUGGCACUAAGCAAUUUUUCCCUCAGUUAUUGUUUUGUAUAUUACACUCAGGAGAAAUUUUAGAUUAGUAAAUAGCUUAUUGCAUCCCUUACCUAUCUUGCUGCUUGCGUAUUUUGCACUUGUUCAUACUACUUAUUUUCAUAAACAGCUUUAUUAGUGGUAGCCACAGUCUUAAAAGUUAAUCAUUUAAUUUUUUUGCAUUAGUUGAUCUGACAUUCAUCAUUUACCAAUUUUUAAUAAAGUGGGUGACUUGCCAAUGUGUGCUUGGGGAAUUAAUGCAUUUUUAAUAAACAAAAGUGCUCUUCUUUCCAGGUAAGUAGUAUGCACAGCGAUCAUCAAUGUUCUAGAAAUCAUUUUACAUGUAGCUUUUAAACUUUCAGAUAUCUCAAAUAAAUAAACUGUCAUCCUCAUCAAGAUGGAAGCAGAAGUAGAUCAUUAACCACUGAAUGUAUUACUUUGUAGCGUAUUUAUUUUUGGAGAGAUGCACUUAAAUAUUUGCUUGGAAUCAGGUCAUUGGAGAGAUUUUUGUACAUUUCCCUGAUUAUAUUGUCUGUCAUUUCCUAAAGCAGAAUUCGCGCACAGGAAGCUCCAGGGUGUAUGUAUUAUACAUAUCAAAGUUUUGAGUGCAGGAUUUAAAUAUUUAGUUAGAAGAUACCAAGUUGCAUAUAGACUACUUAAUAAAUGCAGAGCUUAUCGUUCAGUCAGCGAAUUCUGGUAGAUAGGUAUAUAAAGCACAGCUCAUGUUCUCAUCUUAAAGAGUUCAAUAAGUCAGUUUUUACACAUUUCCACAAUUGUCAAGCAUGUAUUCCCAAAUAAAAGCACUUGGGGUCAGCUCCAUGAAUUUCAGUAAAUGUUUUUAAGCUGUUUCGCUAUUAUUGUAUUCAUUCAAUAUUUAAGAAAUGAUAUAUCUGAACACUUAACCAAUAGUGCAUUAAGGAUGGGGCCUUUAGUAAUCGAAGCCUGUUUUGUAAAAUGUGGAGGUGUGUGUGAUUAAGAACAUACCUUCCUUUCUUUGUACUACAGUAGAAUCUAAUAAAGCUUUUAAUAUGAGUGCCAUCAUUUGAAUGCUGAUUGUAAAUUAGAGCUAUUUGUAAUAAAACAUGAUGUAUUUGUUAAUUGAUAUUUACCUCUAUAUUUAAAAUAAGCUGUUUUCAGUUGUAAAAGAUUGUAUUAAUCAACCUGAGGAUUGUUUCUCAUUAUGUAAAGAGGUGAACUGUGGAGCUUAGAAAGAUGACAUAGAAAAAAUGUUAGGUGAAUAAAAAAUCUUGCUGUUUCAUUUCUGGAAUCUGUCUGAAAUAACAGAUAACAUAAAGCGAUAGUAAGCUAACAGAGAUGGAGAUGAGGAGGAUUCUUCAAAGGCCACCGAUACUUAGGACAAGGUUAUCGCAAUAGGCAUUUCUUGCUUGGUGACUUGUUGCAUCAGUAGCACCAACUGUGCUUUUUACAGAAGAAAAAACAAUGAACAUUUAAUAGAGACUUUUAACUGCUUUAUUUGUUGUGAUGCCAGAUGUCACCAUGUCAGUAUUUUUUCAAUGAAACUGGCUGAUAAAACAUAAGUGAAAAUUAGUAGUAACGUGAUUUCAGAUUAGGUUGAUUUGUUUGUGUUCACAUAGGCUAUUACAAUGUCAGAUCAAAUCACCUACACCUUCUUAUGAGUCUGAACAAGUCUACUGGCGUGUUAUUCUGUGUAAUCAUUACAUGGGCCGCCAUAGCAUGAGACACUAUUUUGAUUAGAAGACAUGCUUUAGGUGUCAACUACAAUAUGCUUAAAAUCUUUAGAAAAAUCAGUAUUCAAAACCAACAGGUAGGCAGUGUUCAUUUGAAUUGGCCAAAGUAAUGUAAGCUUUGUUUAUGUUUGUCUUAUGAGAAAACAAUUAGAUGUAGCCUGUAAUUAGGAAUGCUGAGUCUGGCUCGGAUUGUAUAGGUAGGGAAAAACAGAUGUAGAUGUCCGACGCUGCUGAGAUGUGUUUGUUUUUUUGUGAAGUCAUUAUAAGUACUUUAUUGUAUAGCUACAGUAUAUACAAUAACUAUUAUUGCUAUAGCUAUUAUUGUAUAAACUCCUGUUAAUCUGUGUAUUUCUAGCCUUCAUGCCAAUGAUAAAGGCAAAAGUCUAGGCAAUCAAUUUGUGAUGUUAUUCUAAAAUAUAGCUACAGUGACAUUCACCAGCAUAAAUUCUGACUGUAAAAUAUGUGUAUAUAAUAUUUUUGACUCUUUCUGAUGCCCAGAUUUUGGUCUUUAUCUACAAGAGGGCAGAGGUAAUGCUUAACCUUUGGUUUGAGUAUUAUGUACAGUAAAUAAACUAUUUCACAUUGCCAAGAAGCAAAUAGGCUAGUAAGCCUGGAUGCAUUUAGAAUAAAGACAAAAUAUGUCUGCCUUAUUAAGGACCUAUCUCUUAAAAUGCUGCUGUGUCUGAAAUAUUUUAAAUAUGCACGUUUAAAAAUGUCUUAAUUUGAAAAUGUUGAGAUGCAAUACAACUGUUAUUUGGCUAUGUGCUGUAUUAAAUUUGAUGUGCUUGCCUAUCAAGUGUUGCAGAAUUCUGUCUUUGGAGAAUUUUGGCCAUAUGAAUUUCCUCAAAAGUGAUGGUAAUCGCAUUAACUUAAACGGUCUUCUGUGAAUCAGUCGCCCCCACUUCAAAUAGCAUACAGUAUGUCUCUGAGAUUCUGAGGACAGAAAUCUGCAAUUGUAAUAGAUACAGCUUCUUAUGAUGACUUGCUACAGUAUAGUAAAUGGCUUUAUCAGUUUAUAAAUGCAAAUCUAUGUUAAAAAUGAGAACAUCUACCUGCUUAGUGAAGACAGUGUAACACUUCAAGCAUGCACUUGGCAGUUCUUUCUCCUUAUAUAUUUGGCAAAGACUUGCACGGGUGGUAAUUCUAAGUCCCAGCUGCUUAUAUAGCCUUGUGUCCUUUCUCGUGGAUUUACAAAGGCAGCCUUGUGCAGUUAGCAAGAGUGUUGCUGAAUGAGGCCCCUUUUUGGAAGCAACCUUGCUGAAAAGUAUGUGUUUGAGGAGGUUGUAUUUAAAGACUGUCUUUGCAUAUUAAAAUGGAAAAGGGUCUGUGUAGAAGUGUAUUUUCCUACUGAAUGUUUUUUUAUUAAAAAGACCAACCUUUACAGAUGUAAAUGGUGAAUAGUUCUUUAAGAGCCUUACUGCAUUUAUGCGCAAUACAUAACUACAAUAUACUUUAAUAGUUUGAGCUGUAAUACUUCACUCAUUUUCAAAGUUUUGGAAGAUUUCAAAUGACCUUUUCUGUUGUGUUAUGUUCAGUAUGUGUGAUUUCUCUUUUUGCUGCUGCACCUUCUUAGAAAAUUACCACUGUUCAAUUUAAAUACAAAUGAUUAAUGUUUUAUGAAGUCAGUUUGUAUGUGCUUUGAUUCUGUAAUUGCUUCUGGUCAUCUAUUGUAAUAUUUGAAUACCUCAGAGUAAUUAACUGCAAAUGGUGUUUCAGCAGCCUAAACUGUGUUUUUGUGCUAAGACAGUUCUCAUUUCUUCAGUGUUCUACAUGUUUAGUUGAUUCUGUAUUUUCCCAGAGUUCUAUAAUAAAUUUAUUUUCCUGGCA
Molecule: messenger RNA, 7919 nt
Organism: Erpetoichthys calabaricus (reedfish)
Lineage: Eukaryota; Metazoa; Chordata; Cladistia; Polypteriformes; Polypteridae
Gene: ghra
Product: growth hormone receptor a
Exons: 10
Coding region: 312-2168 (618 amino acids)
Biological process (GO): cytokine-mediated signaling pathway
Cellular component (GO): external side of plasma membrane
Molecular function (GO): cytokine receptor activity; protein binding
Source: RefSeq, a predicted model, not a curated record